Auanema sp. JU1783 is the source of this 252-nucleotide messenger RNA. Lineage: Eukaryota; Metazoa; Nematoda; Chromadorea; Rhabditida; Rhabditidae. The record is from the annotation of a GenBank genome assembly.
AUGGGCUCACAAUUUGUCUACCUUGUGUUGUCGUCCUUCACAUUCGUGACUGCUGAAUGCACAUCUUCCUUCUAUACUAUUGCUCGUAUCGGAAUCUGUGCCGGUGAUUUCAUUCCUUGCAAUAAUUUUUACGCACCAGUUCGAACUUGUGCUGCAGUUUCUCACCUGAAGUAUUUUCGUUCAACCAAGUUAGAGAAAACACCUACCACUACAGCCUCUGGGGCAAUCCCUUCGUCAGCCCUUACUCGAUAA